Myxocyprinus asiaticus (Chinese sucker) is the source of this 6931-nucleotide messenger RNA. Its product is annotated as A disintegrin and metalloproteinase with thrombospondin motifs 18-like. The record is from RefSeq and is a predicted model, not a curated record. Gene Ontology annotation, molecular function: metalloendopeptidase activity. Lineage: Eukaryota; Metazoa; Chordata; Actinopteri; Cypriniformes; Catostomidae. Gene Ontology annotation, cellular component: extracellular matrix. Gene Ontology annotation, biological process: extracellular matrix organization; proteolysis. The coding region runs from base 186 to 3902 and encodes 1238 amino acids. The transcript is spliced from 23 exons.
UGUGUCCAGACCUGUAUUCGCAAACAGAGGCAGCGCGCUUUACCCAAAUGGACCUGGUGGAUUUUACCUGAGGAGUGGCAGAGACAGGGCGAUUUAAGCAAUUAGCAAUGUCUGUCUAUUGCAUUGCAUGGAUUUGCGGAUUGUUACUUUCCCGGUUUUUGACGAGGUAACAGUAAAGUGCAUGCAUGGAUUGCCUUUUCCUAUUGCUUUGGACUUUACAAGUCCCUCUUGUGAACAGCACAUCAGUGAGAUUGCUGGCGAGUGUGUCGUUUGGAAACUUUAUAAAGGCUCUUCAGUUCUGUUGCUUCCACUCUGUGACAUCAGCGUCAGUCUCAUUUACCGGUGACUCCGGCUGCCUCUAUCACGAUUAUGAUUUUGCUACACCAGUGGAAGUGGACUCACUCGGAGGCUACAUUUCCCACAACGUUUCAAGGCAUAGUCGGAGUAGGAGGUCCCUCUCAGAAACUGGUGGUCUUGUGCACUAUCAUGUCACUGCAUUUGGCAAGGAAUUACACCUGGAUCUACAGCCAUCCCAUGUGCUGGCAGAGGGGUUUACCAUACAAACACUGGGUGCAAAGGGGAUCAACACAGCAGCCCUUGACCCUGUCAUUCAUAACUGUCUCUACCAGGGUUCCAUACGCAACCAUUCUAAAUCUUCUGUGGCUAUAUCCACAUGCACUGGUCUGACAGGCCUGAUCCGGUUUUCCGGAGAGGAGCUUUUCAUCACUCCAUUACCGCAGCAUUUGGCUUUAAGACACAACUACAGUGCCCCCUCUGAACAUCACCCACAUGUCAUCUACAAGCGAUCAGCUGAACGCAGUGUUCAUGCCAAGAGUGACUGGACCAGCAGCUUUUCAUCAAACAGCCCCUAUGAGGACCAUCUUCAUCACCGCCACCAUGACUACCAGCAUGGGAAGCUUCAGAGACAACAUUUCUGCGGACGCCGCAAGCAAUAUACUCCCAAGCAUCCUACAGAGGAUCACUUUGUCAUGCUUGAUGAGUUUGAACAGCAAAACCGGGUGAAACGUUCACAGAUUACAUCUAACAAAGAGGGGGGCCUGAAUGUGGAAACUCUGGUGGUGGCAGACAGGAAGAUGCUGGAGAAACACGGCAGAGAAAACAUCACUACCUAUGUCCUUACUGUCAUGAACAUGGUCUCCAGUCUUUUUAAAGAUGGAACUAUUGGAACCGAUAUCAACAUUGUUGUGGUCAGCCUCCUUCUACUUGAGAAAGAUCCGUUGGGCCUGUCUAUCAAUCACCAUGCAGACCAAUCGCUCAACAGCUUCUGCCAGUGGCAAUCAGGCCUGAUAGGUAAAAAUGGCAAGCGCCACGAUCAUGCUAUACUGUUGACGGGGCUGGACAUCUGCUCCUGGAAGAAUGAACCGUGUGACACCUUGGGUUUUGCUCCAAUUAGUGGGAUGUGUAGCAAAUACCGUAGCUGCACAAUUAAUGAAGACACAGGGCUGGGCCUCGCUUUCACCAUCGCUCACGAGUCAGGACACAAUUUUGGAAUGAUCCAUGAUGGAGAGGGGAAUCCCUGUCGAAAGACCGAAGGGAACAUAAUGUCUCCCACACUGGCCGGCAAUAAUGGUGUUUUCUCCUGGUCUGCCUGUAGUCGGCAAUACCUCAACCGAUUUUUGGGUACAGCUCAGGCUUCAUGUUUAGUGGAUGAGCCCAAACAGAUUGGCCAGUACAAGUACCCUGAGCAGCUUCCUGGUCAGCUGUAUGAUGCCGAUAUACAGUGCAAAUGGCAGUUUGGGUCCAAGGCCAAACUCUGCAGCCUGGACUUUGUAAAGGACAUCUGUAAAUCAUUGUGGUGCCACAGGACAGGGCACCGGUGUGAGACCAAGUUCAUGCCUGCUGCCGAGGGCACCAUCUGUGGACCAGACAUGUGGUGCCGGAGAGGACAGUGUGUAAAGUUUGGUGAUAAUGGACCUAGAGCCGUGCAUGGCCAGUGGUCUGGCUGGUCAGAAUGGUCUGACUGUUCGCGGACCUGUGGUGGAGGGGUCAUGCAUCUAGAGCGAUCCUGCAACAGCCCAAGCCCACAGCACAAUGGCAAGUUCUGCCAAGGCCCCAGUCGACUGCACCAGCUGUGUAACACCAAGCCGUGCCAGCCCAAUGGAGUGGACUUCCGAGCUCAGCAGUGCGCAGAGUACAACAGCAAACCCUUCAGGGGAUGGUACUACAAAUGGAAGCCAUACACCAAAGUGGAAGAAGAGGACAUCUGCAAGCUGUAUUGCAUUGCUGAGGACUUUGAUUUUUUCUUCGCUAUGUCCAGCAAAGUCAAAGAUGGGACGUCUUGCUCUGAUUUCAAAGGAGGCGUGUGCAUCAAUGGGAUAUGUGAGCCGGUGGGCUGUGACCAGGUGUUAGGUUCAAAGGCCACUCUGGAUGCCUGUGGGGUGUGUAAAGGAGACAACUCUACUUGCAAAUUCUACACUGGCCAGUACACCCUCCAGCACAGAGUCAAUGAGUAUUACCCUGUUGUUAUGGUUCCUGCUGGAGCAAGGAGCAUCAGGGUACAGGAAAUGGAGAUCUCCACCAGUUACCUGGCUGUCCACAGUCUGAAGCAUGGCACCUACUACUUGACAGGAGAUUGGACAGUGGACUGGCCGGGCAAGUUCCAGUUCGCUGGCACCACCUUCAACUAUCAGCGCUCUUUCAAUCGGCCUGAGAGUCUGUAUGCUGCCGGUCCAACUAAUGAGACCCUGCUCUUUGAAAUUCUUCUUCAGGGCAAGAAUCCUGGUGUAUCAUGGGAAUAUACUCUACCGUAUCCAGAGAAAAAGCACAACUACACCUGGUCUGUGGUGCGUUCUGACUGUUCGGCGCCUUGUGCUGGGGGUCGGGUCUCAACAAAGGCCAUUUGUCUGCAGGAUCAGCAAACACAGGUCAACUCUUCACUGUGCAACCCCCAGACCAGACCUGUGGUGGGCUCCCACCUGUGUAACACACAGCCCUGCCCUGCCUACUGGACGACAGGUAAAUGGGGAGUGUGCAGUAGAACAUGUGGAGGUGGGCAGCAGACACGAAACAUCCGCUGCAUGAGGAAAGUGACGUACCAGCGUGAUGAGGUGGCGGCUCACUCCUUAUGUCCGGUAAUCGCUCCGGCCCAGCUCCAGCCCUGCAACACUCAGCCAUGUCCUCCAGAGUGGAGCACUGGCUCCUGGUCACAGUGCUCUAAGACCUGUGGGCGUGGGCUGAAGAAGCGCAGUGUUUUCUGCAGGAGCACUGAUCCAGGUGCCAUGGCUGUAGUGGUGCCGGACAGCAUGUGUAAAUUACACCUGAAGCCCAAAGACCAGGAGACCUGUGUGCUCAGCCGCUGCCCCAAGAAUGAGCAUCUUCAGUGGAGAGCUAGUGCCUGGGGAGAGUGUUCGACAUCCUGUGGGGCAGGAGUAAGGAGAAGGGAGCUGCGCUGUGGGGAGAAAGACUCCCAAGGAGGCUAUACAGAAUUCCCCAUGAGGAGGUGCAGGAACCUACGCAAACCCCAAACAGACCUUGAACAAGCUUGUAAUAACAGCCCAUGCCCAGAGCCCACACUGCAGCUUCUCCAGCCCAGCUCAGACAAGAGCGGUUCCUCUGUGACCCUGGGCUGGUACUCAUCUCCUUGGCAGCAGUGCACGGUAUCCUGUGGUGGUGGGGUGCAGACACGUAGUGUUCAGUGUUUGAGUCAAGGGCGUCCAUCAGUAGGCUGUUUACCUCAUCAGAAACCCAUAAGCUCACAAGCCUGCAAUACACACUUCUGUCCUGCUCCAGCCCCAGUCCCUCCUCUUUCACCCACACUUAAAGAAGACCAGCCUUGCAUCGACUUCUUCAGCUGGUGUCAUCUGGUGCCUCAGCAUGGUGUUUGCAAUCACAAAUUCUAUGGUCAACAAUGCUGCAAGUCCUGUUCCACGAAAAGACAAUGAAGCAGAAGAUCUUCACUUCCCAUAAGCCUCCUGACUGACACUGAGGUUUGUACUUAUGAUAAAGAUGACCACUAUGGACAAAAUAGAUUUUUUGCGAGACGUGGCAAAGAAAGCUGUUCAACAGGACCGUGUCCCUAGACUGAUGAGAUGUUAAAAAUUAUGAGAGACUGGCAUCAGAAGAACCCGCAUUCUGUAAACUGGAAAGCUACAUCUGAUUCUGGAUUCAUCAGUGGCAUAUCAUAAGUGGAACUGCACAAUAUUCAUAUUGUAAAUAUAUUUUUGCUCUCUCUUUUUUUUUUUCUUUUUUUUUUUUUCAGAUGCAACUAUCAGUCUAAGCCAUUAAGAGCAUUCCAUGACUUUGUCACCAGUUCAUUUAUGUGUGUUUCUUAGAAGAGUGCCAGAUUAACAUUGGAGUAACUCUGGUUCAUGUUUCAAGUGUAACUGUUCACAUCUGAAGUACUAUAGAAUUUGUGUUUUCUCUUUGAGCGCCUGACAAACCCAUGAAACUGUAUGUUUACCCAUAGAUCUAGACAUUUGUGAGAGCAUAAAACUGAAACACCAUAUCCUCAACUUGUAAUCAGUAAAAAGGAUAGUUCACACAAAAAUGAAAAUUAUGUCAUAAUUUACUCAACCUCAUGUUGUUCCAAACUCAUAUGACUUUAUUUCUUCUGUGUAAUAUUCUUAAAUGUAGAAUAUUAGCCUCGACCACUAUUCACUUUCUUAGCAUAUUUUUUUUCCAUUUAAUGAAAGUGAAUGGUAACUGAGACUAAUAUUCUGCCUAAUAUCUCCAUUUGUGUUUCACAGAAGAAAGUAGAUCGUACAAAUCUGGAACAACAUGAGAGUGAGUAAAUGACAGAAUUUUUGGUGAACAAUUAUUAUAAUCUAAUACUACCAUGACUAAAUCAGUGAAUCUGUGUUUUUGGUGCAAUAAUAAGUGCAGAGCACAUUCUCAUUCCAUACUGAUCAUUGGUGUGACCUUGUGUUUCUCUCAAGACCACUUACUAGACCACACCAUCUUACAUAUUUAGAGCUGUCUUCAGUAUAAAAACAACUGUUCUUGUAUGUUUACAAACCAUGGUGUUCUGUCGCCAUUGGCUGAAAAAAUUCACUAGUAAAGCGAGCAUCGUUUCCACAUCUCCACCAGACUACUGAUUUUAACAGACAUUAACAUGCUCAUUUUAUCUCAGUUGAACUUGUCCAACCUGGUAUACUCUAUUGAAAGUUGCGUCACUACCCCAUCUGAUCAUCACAGAGGACUAAAACAGACAAAAUGGAUUUAUUAUUAAUAAAAAUCAGGGUUCUGCUGAAAUAUAUAGUGGAGCCAUUGGAGGAGGAACCAUGUUUGUGUGUGUGUGAGUGCCUGUAUGUGUUCGCGUAUAUGUGUGUAAAUUUGUGUGCAGUUCAUGCAGUGCUUUCUCCCACGUGGUGCGCGAGAUGGCUGAGCUCGUCCCAGAUGUGUGUCAGAAGGAGUCAUGUAGGUUGCUCUCACUCACUUUGGGGGUACCAAUUUGUGUGCAGAAGUGAAUGUCAUGCUUUGGAUGAGGAGCAGCUAACAAACCCAAACAUCUCAGGACUUGGGACCUCAUCUCAGUUUACUUUGUUAGUGCUCUCUGUCUCGUACUUUCACUCUAUCUUUUUCUCCCUUUUUCCCUCUGCUGUUUUGUACGUGCCCAGGGUGUGUGCUUGGCAGAAAAGUAGAGCUACACCUACUGAUGCUUUAUGUUUGUAAGCUUUGCACAGGGCUCAGGUAGGCUGGGUCAGAGCCCUUCUCAGACUAGGAGUGCUCUAAUAUUAAACAUUUGUGCAGGUGGCACAUGAAUACCUGGGCACUGAGAUCGACCAUCGCCUGUCCUUCACACAGCAUGCAGGAUGGGGUCUACAAAAAGGCCCAACAGUGCAUGUUUCUCCUGAGGAGGCUGAAAGGUUUGAAUGUUAGACGGGAUAUUUUAACAGUAGUAUACCGGUCACUCAUCAUCAAAUCAGUCCUCACAUUCAAUAUUACAUCCUGGUAUAACUUUCUUACAGUGAAAAGUAAGGAAAAACUCACAAGAAUCAUCAAGCAGGCAACCAAAAUUACUGGCACCACUCAAACCCAACUUUCAAACCUUCACAGUCAUGCAGUAAAAAGAAAGGCAGACACAAUCACUACGGACCCUUCACAUCUUCACAUCCCCUUCAUCAUUCCUUUCAGCCACUACCAUCAGGCAGCCAUUUCAGAGAGCCUCUGGCCAAAAAGAGACUUUACAAAAACUCUUUCAUUCCCACUGCAAUAUCCAUUUUAAAUAAGGCCAAAUAGACUGUCACUAUUUUUCUUUAUGCAGACUUGCACACUUGCUCUUAUUUAUUUAUGGAAUUGUUUGAGUUUUAAUGUAAUUUUAUGUGAGUCUUUCAUGGGUGUAUGUUUGGAUAUUGUUUGUGAGCCCCUAACCCAAGACAAUUUUCUAUCAUCAUGUGAUAGACAAUAAAGUUUUUUUUAAUAGAUUUGAAGUAUAGCACCAGUUCUAACACUGUCCUUGUUUCAUUCCACACACUUCAUUACCAAUCCGGAUCCCUUAGAGGGCUAUUUGCAUAAAAUAAUGAGUGCAAAAGGUCACUUUUAAAAGUAGAUGUUGCACUGCAGGGUGCUCUAGCCUUCUUUUACCUGUAACAUUUUAAAGAGUACUUUAGAGUUUAUUUCUAGUUGUAUAACUUUGUUCAAACCUCUGGAUCUCCACAAAUGAACUCUUGGUCUCCUAUAUUACCUUUGUUCCAUACUCAAGUAUGAAAGUGUUCCUAAUCAUAAAAAAAAAAAAAAAAAAAAAAAAAACAUUGUUUAGCCUUGACUGUAUACUGUAUAUGUUGUACAAAUGCAUCAUUUUUCAAUGUUUUCCAUCACUGUCUGAAUUGAUAAAGUGUGUUAUUUAUUACUAUAUGUCACAAUAGUUCCUGGGCUAGAGUUUUGCUUUGAGGGGAGCUGCCUGUAUAAUAGCACACUAUAAGUGUAAUAUUUAAUAUUUUCACUGAAAGUUUUUAAAUAAAAAAGUAUUUGA